AGUUCAGUUAUGGCGGCGCCCUGUAAUUAUAAACACGCAGCAUGAGUUUAUGUUUGCUACUGACUUGACGUUUUGCUUUUACAGCACAGUCGCUUAGAAGCUGCCAUCUGAAUUCAAUAGAACACGAACAUUGAAGAAGGUUGCCUGAUAUGUAAGGUCCAGGGCACAAGACACAUGUGGACACGAACAUUUUAAAUCAGCGAAACAACAGAUAGAGACACGUAAACACCAGCCAAGCUCCACAUCUGAAGUUCUGGAUGUCAGGUGUAGGUCAGAACAGUGAUUGUGCUGCAGUACCGGAGGCAGAGGCUGAUGGAGAACCCCCUCAUGAAGCUGCGUCUCUGGAACAGGUUGAGGAAGAUGAGGAAGCACCACCAGUAGCUAAACAGCCUCGACUGGAGCAGGAGGGUGUGGCCCUUGAUUUACACAUGACACAGACACCUGUGGAUCCCUCGGUGGAGAUACAUGUGGUCCAAUGUGCUGCUGGGAUUCUAGAGGAAGCUGGUGAAACCGGAACAGCUAAGGAAACGGAGGAAGUUGAAGAUGUGGAAUGGCAUGAAAAUGGAGAUGAGAACAUAGCACUGAGCCAGUCUGAGGAAGAAAGAGGAAGGGACGAGCCUGAGAAGGACAGUCCAGUAGAAAAUUCUGCUGUGCGGCACUAUGAAGGCUUCGAUUUCAGCCAGAACCCUCAGAUGCUGACAGGUUCUUGGGCCGAAUAUACCCACACUGCGGAAAAUUACCUCAGAGGCUGUAAAUGGGCUCCAGAUGGUUCCUGCAUUCUCUCCAACAGUGCAGAUAAUUUACUUCGUGUGUAUAAUCUCCCUCCUGAGCUGUACAGCAGUCGCUGGGAUAUACUCUCUGAGAUGAGUCCAGUGCUGAAGAUGGCAGAGGGAGACACCAUCUAUGACUACUGCUGGUUCCCUAAAAUGAACUCUCUGGACCCAGACACAUGCUUCAUUGCCAGCAGUAGCCGGGACAAUCCAGUCCACAUUUGGGAUGCAUUCUAUGGGGACCUCCGUGCAUCCUUUCGACCUUACAACCACCUAGACGAGCUGGCCGCAGCCCAUUCCCUGUGUUUCUCUCCAGAUGGCAAUCAGCUUUACUGUGGCUUUGAUAAAAUCAUCAGGGUCUUCCAAACUGACCGUCCUGGGAGAGAGUGUGAGGAGAGGCCUACUAUGGUCAAGAAACAGGGUCAGACUGGCAUUAUCUCCUGCAUUGCCUUCAGUCCAUGUCAGUCCAUGUACGCUUGUGGGUCGUAUUCUCGUUCGGUUGGCCUCUACUCCUGUGAAGAUGGAUCAGUGCUGGCUCUGCUGCCCACCCGACAUCACGGAGGCCUUACACAUCUGCUCUUCUCACCCGACGGCAAUCACCUGUACACUGGCGGUCGGAAGGACUAUGAGAUCCUGUGCUGGGACCUGAGAGAUCCAGGAAAGGUUCUGUUCUCCAUGCGCAGGAAUGUCAAUACCAACCAGCGAAUCUACUUUGACCUGGACCAAUCUGGACGAUAUCUAUUGAGUGGAGACACUGAUGGCGUGGUGUCAGUAUGGGACACCCUUACAGCGCCACCUGAUGGAAAUGAGGAAAUACUGCAACCAAUGCUGCAGUUUCAGGCGCACACAGAUUGUACUAAUGGAAUCAGUAUGCAUCCUUUCAUGCCAUUGGUGGCCUCCUCUAGUGGCCAGCGGCACUUUUGUUGGCCAUCUGACAGUGAGGAAUCUGAUUCUGAAUUAGAUGAAGGGAAUGUGAUAUCAUCAAAUAGCAUCCAAAAGGACAACGCUCUUGUUAUUUGGUGGGCCGGACCACUUGGAUCAUCCAAUGAGAAGGGGCAGGUGGAGGAGCCAGCAGUGCUUGUAAACUAGAACUUUUGAUUGUACAAAAGCAGUCUUGACAUUGCUGUUACUUACUGCCAAGCCUAAAAUACUGAGGGCAAGAGUUGCAAGAUUGUAAAUCUGCAUCUAUUUUAAGAAUUAUUUUCAAAGUCUUUGGAAAUAAACAGGGAUUGUUUGUGAAUUUUGUUUAUGUUUUGUGAACAGGAUACGUUUUGCCUUUUUUUUUUUUUUUUUUUUUGCUGGGUUUGUAAACCUUAAAUUCUUUAAGUCAAGACAGAAAUACAUUUAAUUCAAACAAGUCUUGAAAGUGAGUUACAAUUCCGGACACUCACCUUGGCCAAUUCAUUCAUAGAUUUCAUUUAACUGCAAAUGAGUUUCUAAAUAGUUUACGUUGUCUAAUUGCAAUGCUUGUAACAAGUUCCCUCUCUCUGCCCUGAUUGAUUUAGACUUGGUGAAGGCAAUAAAUUCAUAACAUAUAAAAACAGAGGUUCAUCUUGGUUAAAUGUGCCAUAGAGCAACAGUGAGCAGCUGUGAAUAUAUUUUUGUAAGCCUGUAAUCUGCUUUAUUGUAAGUGAAUGCGGUUGGAUUCCUGCCUCUCAAUGGGCCUCAUUUCUGAGGCUGCACAUUCCUUUUGUAAUAACCUGUUUUUGUCUGUCUGUGUGAGAGUUUGUAUCUUAUGUUGGCUGGUGUCUUGAUACAGUGGUGUUUACAGACAAAUAUAUAUACUUUCUACAGCAUUACGUGUGUGUGUGUGUGUGUGUGUGUGUGUGUGUGUGUGUGUGUGUGUUUUGUGCCUCACUAUACUAUAUUUACAGCUGUGGGUUUGAAUGUUUCUGCCUUGCCAAACCUGCUCUAGUCAGUUGCUGAUGGUUAAUAUCACAUUUGAAAGACUGCUGAAAGUUUCAGUUAUGAUAUGAAGCAAGCUUUUUUUGUACAUCUUGUUUGGAUUGUAAGCCACCCAAUUCGGGUGUACUUACAGUUCUGAUCGAGUCUGAUAAAUAGAACUGUGUGCAACACGUGGAUCAACAAGCUGAAAAGCUCAUUUAAAAGUCUGUUUACAUAAAUAUCACUAUCAUUUUUUUAUUGUUACUUUAAACAAGCUUCACUAUUCCUAUUGCUGAUCCUUUGAAUUAAAGAUUUGAACAAACCCCCUUACCGCAAGUAUUAAACAUUUGCACGUAACUCGUCACUCGAUUGUGCUCAUUUGUAUGUACAUGCAUCACAGAAGAUUUGUAAUUUUUCCCAAAAGGCAUGGAAAUUUCCAUGAUGGUUUAAUUUCCACCACAUCUCAAAUUCUGUAUUGUGUUUAACACUUGAAUGUUCCUUGAAUGAAAUGACGCUGAUGGAAAUGAUAAUUUUCAAUUGGUUUUAAUCAACUGGCUGACUGCGUUGUCUUGCUAAGGCUAUUUCAUAGAUAACAUUUUAUGUAUUAUAAAUGCAAUUUAAUAUUUUUUUUUUAAUAAUUAUUUGUAAUUUUGCUAAAUUACAGCUUUAUUGGAAAUGACGUCCAAUAAAAUUAUUAUGC
Molecule: messenger RNA, 3354 nt
Organism: Xyrauchen texanus (razorback sucker)
Lineage: Eukaryota; Metazoa; Chordata; Actinopteri; Cypriniformes; Catostomidae
Gene: wrap53
Product: WD repeat containing, antisense to TP53
Exons: 11
Coding region: 258-1859 (533 amino acids)
Biological process (GO): Cajal body organization
Cellular component (GO): Cajal body
Molecular function (GO): protein binding; RNA binding
Source: RefSeq, a predicted model, not a curated record